AUGGUUGAUAUUAUUGUUUACGGAAGUAUUGCGCAAGAUUUGGUAAGUUACACGGAUCAAUUCCCACGACCAGGUGAAACUAUAAAAGGUACAUUUGCUACAUCGCCAGGAGGGAAAGGUGCUAAUCAAGCUGCUCAAGCUGCAAUGUUAGGUGCUGCAGUAUGCAUGAUUGGAAGAGUUGGCAAAGAUGCGUUUGGAGCAAGUAAUGUGAGUAAUCUGAAAAGUUUCGGCGUAAAUACUGAAUAUAUUGACGUUAGUGACAGCGAAAAAACUGGUUGCUCAACAAUAAUUGUUACAAAGGAUGGUGAAAAUUCAAUAGUGAUUGCACCGGGUGCAAAUCAGGAAUGUUUGAUAUCCCGGAUUAAUGAGCUGGAGGGAGUUAUCGCUACCGCAAAAUUGGUACUUUGUCAAAAUGAAACAGCAUAUGAUUCCGUAAGAAGAAUAUUUGAAUUAGCCAGAAAGCAUAAUGUGCAAACAUUCUUGAAUUAUGCUCCAGUUGAAGAGACUUUCGCUAAAAAUAUUUUAAAACUGGCGGAUAUAUUAUGUGCAAACGAAAUAGAGUCCGAAUAUCUCUCAGAUCAGCAUAUUGAAUCUAUUGAAGAUGCGCAGAAAGCUGCCAACAAAUUACUGGAAGCUGGUCCACUAAUCGUCAUUUUAACGCUUGGAGCGAAAGGUGUUACAUAUGCUAGCAAACAGGGCGAUUCCGGUCACGUAACGGUACCAGCAGUUGAAGUUGUUGAGACUACAGGUGCUGGCGAUAGUUUCUGUGGCGCAUUUGCGUAUUUCCUGGUGAAACGACCGGAACUGCAGCUAAACGAACAAAUCCGACGUGCCGCAUACAUUUCUACUCUUUCGGUACAACGAAAAGGCACCCGUGAUUCAUAUCUAUGGCCAAAAGAUCUACCUCCGAACUUACUCAUGUGA
Molecule: messenger RNA, 924 nt
Organism: Cercopithifilaria johnstoni
Lineage: Eukaryota; Metazoa; Nematoda; Chromadorea; Rhabditida; Onchocercidae
Source: the annotation of a GenBank genome assembly